Drechmeria coniospora is the source of this 1497-nucleotide messenger RNA. Its product is annotated as vacuolar targeting protein Atg24. Gene Ontology annotation, molecular function: phosphatidylinositol binding. The record is from RefSeq and is a predicted model, not a curated record. Gene Ontology annotation, biological process: autophagy; cytoplasm to vacuole targeting by the Cvt pathway. The coding region runs from base 1 to 1497 and encodes 498 amino acids. The transcript has 2 exons. Gene Ontology annotation, cellular component: phagophore assembly site. Lineage: Eukaryota; Fungi; Ascomycota; Sordariomycetes; Hypocreales; Ophiocordycipitaceae.
AUGGGGGUGACGGACCACGUCGACCACGGCGACGACCACGACGACUUCUCCGACGUCAAGUGGAGCGAGCACGUCCACGAGCAAACUUCACGUCUCCCGCCGGCCGAGCGGAUCCGACGUUCGAUGGACGCGCCCGGGUCCGGACAGGCUGUCGUCGAGAGUGAGGCUCCUCCGGUCGGGUCCGAGAAGCUCGAGUGCACCGUCGGCGCGCCGCUCAAGGAGAACGACGGCAGCAAGGAUGCCUUCGUCUCGUACCAGAUAAGCACAAAGCGGCAGCAACGCCCCUUGUGCUCGUCGUGCCCGGCUGCCAUGCGGCCGUCGACGUUCAUCACGGUGCGAACGCUGACCCUCCGUCCUCAGUCGACCUUCUCCUCGUUCCAAAAACCGUCCUUCACCGUCCGCCGCCGCUUUACCGACUUCGUCUUUCUCUCCAAGCAGCUGACGCGCGACUUCCCCGCCACGGCCGUGCCACCGCUACCCGACAAGCAGCGGAUGGAGUACGUUCGCGGCGACCGCUUCGGCAGCGACUUCACGGCUCGCCGCGCCCACUCCCUGCAGCGCUUCCUCGCCCGCCUCGCCCUUCACCCGACGCUGCGCCGCGCGCCAAUCCUGCACGUCUUCCUCGAGAGCGGCGACUGGAACGCCACGGUUCGCACCCAGAGCGCCCGCGUGAGCCUCUCCUCGACCGACGCCAACGCUGGCGGCGUCUUCGACAACUUUGCCGACACCUUCAUCAACGCCUUCACCAAGAUUCACAAGCCCGACCGCCGCUUCAUCGACGUCAAGGACAGGAGCGACAAGCUCGACGACGACCUCGGCCACAUCGAAAAGGUCAUCGCCCGCGUCGUCCGUCGCGAGGCCGAUCUCGAGACGGAUCUGCGUGACCUCGCCGAGCAGUUCCAGAAGCUCAUCACCCUCGAGCCCGGCGUCGAGGCUUCGGUCCACGGCUUCGCCGCCUCCGUCGAGGACACGGCUGCCCACCUACGCUCGCUCCGCGACCACACCGACCAGGAUUACCUCGGCUCCCUGCGCGACAUGCAGGCCUACUCGCUCUCCCUCAAGAAUCUCCUCCGCGCCCGCGACCAGAAGCAGCUCGACUUCGAGCAGCUCACCGAGUACCUGAACAAGUCGACGGCCGAGCGCGACGCCCUCCACGCCGGCCACGCCUCGGGAGGUCCCGGCGGCUUCCUCCGCGCCAAGAUCGAGGACGUCCGCGGCGUCGACCACGAGCAGGCCCGCCGCGAGCGCGUCCGUCGGCUCGAGCUCCGCGUCGAGGAGCUCACGUCUGAGGUGGAGACUGCGCGCCACACCAGCGACCUCUUCGACGACGAGGUCGUCAAGGAGGUGGCCGACUUUGAGCGCAUCAAGCGCCUCGAGUUCAAGACGCAGCUCGGCGGCCUCGCCGACGCCCACGUUGAGUUUUACGAUCGCGUCGUCGAGGUUUGGGAAAAGUACGCGCAGGAAAUGGAAAGAGACGGCCCGGCCAUCCCCUCAUGA